Vollenhovia emeryi is the source of this 3606-nucleotide messenger RNA. RefSeq lists its product as uncharacterized. Gene Ontology annotation, cellular component: Cul4-RING E3 ubiquitin ligase complex. Lineage: Eukaryota; Metazoa; Arthropoda; Insecta; Hymenoptera; Formicidae. Gene Ontology annotation, biological process: protein ubiquitination. Bases 91 to 3117 code for a protein of 1008 amino acids. The transcript is spliced from 10 exons. The record is from RefSeq and is a predicted model, not a curated record.
ACGAGACGAGCGGCGCCGCCAAUCGCGCGCGCCACGCGAGCGUACUCGACGCCACCACGAGCGAGCGCGAGCGAGCGAGGUUAUUUAAAAAUGGCGGACGCGUCGUCUUCCGACACUACCUCGGACUGCUGCAACGAGUGUUUCUCUGACAUUACGUCGGAAAAGUCGGAGUAUGUCGUGGUGGGGCGCAAGCCGUGCCCGUCGCACCGUCGCAGCAAGCGGAACCUCCUGCAGAAGCUGCUGAUAAGGGAGACGAGAGGAUGCCUGUCGGCGCACAAUUACGCCUCGGAGGAGAGGCUGUUCAUGGCUGUACCCAAGUGGCGGCACUUCCAUCUCCUGCACAUAAUCCCCAAGUCUGCGCUCGAGGCCGGGCACAUUGUUAUGGGAUUGACGCAAUGCGGCCAGUUCCUGCUCACGUAUACCUAUACGUUGGACGUCGGCAGUAACACGUCCUUGUACAAAUAUUUGUUGCACUGGUGGGCCUUCACGCCCAACCGCGUGGCCCGCAAGGUCGCCGAAGUCACGUUGUUCGGCAAUUACACAAUUUAUAGGGAAUUGAACAUAGUUAUAUCGCAGUGGCCGAUGGAGCGGAAUAAGCUUGUGAUUCACGGCCUCUGCACAGUGCAGUGCAGCGCAGGAAAUUUCUUACAUUUUCAACCGACUGAUAGAGCGUAUUUAACUGUAACGACAGUGCCGUCACUCGAGAACUGCAAGGAUUGCCUGAAGGUUGCUGCGUCGUACGAGGAAGAGGGUGAAGAGUUGGCCGCCAACUGGGACGGCUGCGUGCGGUGCAACUGUCUGCAACAUGGCCUUACGGUACACACGACUUACGAAGUAAUCUCACCAUACCCGAAGUUUCGUGCCACGGUGUGCCUGAAUUAUUGGAAUCACGUGGUGGUCAACACGGGGAACUUCCUACAUGUUCUCAGGGUAGAUUUAAAUGUACCUAAGUCGAAGAAUCAGAGGGCGUGCGAUAAACCGGACAGCGUCAUGCACGAUCCCGUGGUUCCGGACACGAUCCCGCUCGACAUGAGCGACGUCGAGGAGAUGGACUACUCCGCGAGGGCGGAGCGGUACGAGAGCUCGGACGAGAAAGUGAGCACGCCGGAGUGCGUCGAUCGAUCUCCGAAAUGCGAGUCCAGCUUGGAGCACGACUUUCUAGACGAGCCAAUUAAGUUAGACGAUAAGCUAGGGCGCGAUUUGCCAUUAAAUACCUCAAGCAGUAAUCAAAGCGACUAUGUCUGUGAUAUAAAUAGUAAGUCUACCGCUGCGGGCGCUUUAAACGUUAAGUCGUGCGAAUGCUCGGACGGGGCGGCCGAGUGCAAGUGCCGGAAUAACAGCCGGAACGGCAGCCCGGUGUCGCGGCCGGCCGGCGUCGAGCAGACGGCCAUCUCGGUGCGGGACAAGAUCCUGCAGGAUUUCUGCGAGGACACGUCGCAGGAGCUGAACAUCGGCAGCGAUCUGAUCACGCUGGUGAAACACCCGUCGUGCUCGCCGCGCUCGACGCCGCAGAGAUUGCCCUCUGAUCUCAAGACGAUGACGUGGUCGUCGCCGAUACUCACCCCGCCGUCGGACAUCCUGCGCACUCGCAAUUCGGAAUCUAGUCACAGAAUCCCGGUCCAGCGUAAUAGCGGUAGCAGCCAGCAACGCCCGAACUCGCCGCAGCCCGGUGCUUCGCAGCAGGACAACUCCGUGGCUUCCAUAAACUCGCCGUUGCAAUCCGUGUCGAUCAGCCCGUCGUCCUCGUGCUCGUCCCGCCUGAUGUCGCCGCCUAUCGCCCGAUCGUUUCGCUACCCGAGCCCGCGCAAGAGAUCGAAUCUGCACUCGCCUCCGCCCGUGCCGGCCCCGUCGACGAGGACGACGAGAGCGACGCACAAGCUCAUCCUUGAUGCGGAGAAGGCGUACGAGUUCACCGACGAGGCGCAGGAGACGACGUGCGAGAAGCUGAGUUCGUUCAGGAAGCGCCGACUCGCCGACAAGAAGUACGAGUUUUGCGACGAGACGGAGGACGCGGAGAACAUAGUUCCUUUCAAGCACAUACGCGAUCAGUUCAGGCAUCGCGGUACCUGCUCCAUACAUCAGAUUCCCUCCUCGCCGGCAAUGUCGCCGGUUCUGCCCAACGGCCGAAGGCACUGGGUCGACUCGGAUCAGAGCGAGUCGGACGAAUUGAAUCUUGCUCAAGAUAUUAGUGUAGCCAGCGACUUGUCCAACACCGAAUCAGCCGAGAAAAGUGUGCUGCGACCAUUGAAUCAGAAUCAGCUGUCCAACGGGAGCGUGCACAGAGACCGCGUCGGCAAGUGUUGCCCGAAUUUCUCGCCGUUGGUACCUAGAAAUAACUUGCAAUAUCCUUUGAUAAAGUGCACCGCGUGUUUUAAACGAAGCUACAUAGAGCUCGACGACGAGAUAAUAUCGGUCAUCACAGAUGUGGAAGACGAAGAGACAGGGGGCUAUGUAAGUUACCAGUGUGUACUUCCGAUGCUCGUGCAUGGCUCCGGAUAUGUUCAAAUGCAGAUGAUCAGCAAUAGUAAAGCGGAAAAACUGAUAGUGCCAUGUGUUUCUAUAACACAGUUGAGUUUCGAUAUUGAGACUUUUUCUCACCACAUAGCAGAUUGGAUCUGCUCGAGGUUCAAGAAAAAGUAUUGGCACUGCAGCGACUACGAUAUCGAAAUAAUCGACGUGUGCGCGCUUACCGGCGACAUUAUAUGUUUGCACAUAAUGAAAAUUCAAGCAAGUGAGUUAUGUAGCCAAACGCAAUGCUCGCAAGAGAGGAAGCAAUACGAGGUCGGGUGUAAGUUCACGUGGAACAUCGACACGAGCGAGUACAGGAUAACAGACGUGUUACCAAUGGAAGAGGUGAAGCCGGAAUGCUGGAAGCCGACCAUCGCAAACAUACCGAAUUUUCGUAGUCAGUUGUGGAAUCCGACCCGUCGUCUGGCUACGCAGCUGCGGGAGAAGAUACAGCAGCCGUACGCGCACACAGUACGCUUCCUUCACAACGAGAUGAGUCUAACAGGCGAGUCUCUGACAAAGCUCACCGAUCUGGACAAUCUAGUGCAGUUCUACAUAACGCCGCUGGAAUACUACGUAGAACGUACGAACGACGCCUUAAUGGAGUGAGGAAGAACGCAGGAGUCAUCGCACUUAAUUGCAAACAAUAAUUUAUUUAUUAAUACAAACUCCGCCAUUUUUGCCAACUCGCCGAGUCGCGGCGUAUAAUGUAUAGAAAUAUACUCCGCAUUGUUAAUAGUCGACACUGUUAGCAGCAAAGAGUAUCUUCCUUUUCGAGCAUAAAUAACGGAUACACGGAAUGUGUAAGCCAUAUAGGACUCUCGCUACGUCUUUUUGUUUCCACGUUUUACUAAGUGGAAUCGAUUCAGUGCGGUGCGACUUGUUCAUAACUUAGAAGCAUAGACUAAAGGUACUAAUUAACGAUACAACGAAGUUCUCGCAAAGCGUUUUUGCUCCAAUUUGUAAAAUUUACCAGUGCUGUAUACUAUACAUUGACGCUAUCUACGCUAUCAUGGUAACUACUGUACUUUGGUAACUAGUAGAUAUAGGUGACUAAACUGAUUGUCAAUAAAUGUAUUGUAAUGUGAUUCAAAGUAA